Molecule: messenger RNA, 1877 nt
Organism: Hemicordylus capensis (graceful crag lizard)
Lineage: Eukaryota; Metazoa; Chordata; Lepidosauria; Squamata; Cordylidae
Gene: DNAJB1
Product: DnaJ heat shock protein family (Hsp40) member B1
Exons: 3
Coding region: 479-1489 (336 amino acids)
Cellular component (GO): cytosol
Molecular function (GO): transcription corepressor activity; Hsp70 protein binding
Source: RefSeq, a predicted model, not a curated record
AGCGCCGGGCACUCCACGCCCUAUAGGAUUUAUUUUUUUUUAAAGCGGCGGGUGGGCAGCUUCAUCUUCCCUGCAGUCAAAGCCUUUUGCAUGCGUUCUCUCUAGCUUCGCCCGAUUAGUCAACGCGAACAAGGCAGCCGUAUCCAGAACUCGGGAGGGCGAAAACCGUUAAAAGCGCAGUGAAUGGCUUUUCACCUUCGCAAUUAAAUCAGGGGGUGGAUUCUCAGCAACCGUUACUUCCCCACCAUGUGUGACGUACAGCGUGCCUUCAUUGGCGGAGACAGCAAGGUGCUCGGUUGCGAUUGGUAGGAGCAGAAUGGGUGGGCGGGGCUCAGGCGGAGAAUGUUGUGGUAAGCUCUGGAAGAUUCCUCCGCCUGCCAUAUAAAUAACGCGUGGGGGACGCGGGCGGCUGUUGUCGAAGUAGAGAGUCUAGCUAGGCUGGUGAGGACGUGGCGGGAGCGGAUUAGGGCCGGGCGCGAUGGGGAAAGACUACUACCGCAUAUUGGGCCUGUCCCGUGGGGCGAGCGAGGAGGAUAUUAAGAAGGCGUAUCGCAAGCAGGCGCUGCGUUACCACCCGGACAAGAACAAAGACCCCGGCGCUGAGGAGCGCUUCAAGGAGAUCGCCGAGGCUUACGAUGUGCUGAGCGACCCCAAGAAACGCGACAUCUUCGACAAGUUUGGCGAGGAGGGAUUAAAAGGAGGUGGUCCCAGCAGUAGUGGAGGAGGCGGUCCGAAUGGUACUACAUUCACGUACACCUUCCAUGGAGAUCCUCAUGCCAUGUUUGCAGAAUUCUUUGGUGGGCGUAAUCCAUUCGAUACCUUUUUUGUCCAGAGGAAUGGAGAUGAUGACAUGGAUGUUGAUGACCCUUUUGCAACGUUUCAGAACUUUGGCAACAUUGGCUUUUCUCGUGCUCGUGGGGGCCAUGAAAACAUGCGCAAGAAACAAGACCCUCCUAUCAAUCAUGACUUGAGAGUAUCUUUAGAGGAAAUUUACACAGGAUGCACCAAGAAAAUGAAAAUUUCUCACAAACGUCUCAAUCCUGAUGGGAAAAGCACACGAAAUGAGGAUAAAAUUUUAACAAUUGAAGUCAAACGUGGAUGGAAAGAAGGAACAAAAAUUACAUUCCCCAAAGAAGGAGACCAAACUCCAAACAACAUUCCAGCAGAUAUUGUCUUUGUUUUAAAGGACAAGCCACACAGCAUUUUUAAGAGAGAUGGGUCUGAUAUUGUAUACCCAGCCAAGAUCAGCCUCCGUGAGGCUCUGUGUGGCUGCACUGUGAACACACCAACACUAGAUGGUAGGACCAUACCAAUGGUAAUCAAGGAUAUUGUUAAACCUGGAAUGAAGCGAAGAAUUCCUGGAGAAGGCCUUCCAUUCCCCAAGAGUCCAAACCAGCGGGGCGAUCUUAUUAUUGAGUUUGAUGUAAGAUUUCCAGACAGAAUUCCACAGUCUUCCAAAAGUGUCCUAGAACAGAUCUUGCCAAUAUAGUAAGACUGUCUGAUGUGGACUGAAAUGCCUCAAGAGCAGAGGAGUUUGGACUGUAAUAAGGAUUUCAGGGUCUCUUUUGGCAGGGGGUAGGGAAGUAACUUCAUGUUGCUAAAAGUUUUCCAGAAAAUCCAAAUGUUGCAAGUUUUUAAUAUUGCACUUGUCAGUGACUCUAGCCUCGGGUUGUCAUUGUUCAGAGCAUUUGUACCAGUGAACAAGCUACUGAUGGAAUUGGCGGAACAUCUCAUAAUUAUAUGGGGAUGACAACUAGUCAUAACUCUUGCCUUCGUUUGACUGACUCCAGUUGGCAUAUGUCAUGUAGGUUCUCCAUUGGAAAGAAUGAGACUAAAACCUAAACUGGACUUUAAAGUAAACUUCUCCAAUCUCUUGC